AUGACGUGUGCGGUUGGCUGGUAACCGGCAGGUCGGGGCCUUGUCUUGUUGUUGAGCAACUCCUGCCUGGGCCGCCACUCGUCCGCUUCACUUUGUCCGGGACCUGGAGUUUGUCGGCGGCGGCGGGGCGGUGCUGGCGGGCGUGCCCGAGUGAAAAUAACGCCGGACGUUGAGGCAGGGGUUGGCGGAACGAGAAGAUGUUGAACAUGUGGAAGAUGCGGGAGCUGGUGGACAAGGCCACAAAUGUGGUUAUGAAUUAUUCAGAGACUGAGUCUAAGGUUCGAGAAGCAACCAAUGAUGAUCCAUGGGGACCUUCAGGGCAGCUAAUGGCAGAGAUCGCCAAGUGUACAUUUAUGUACGAACAGUUUCCUGAAGUUAUGAACAUGCUUUGGAAUCGUAUGCUAAAAGACAAUAAAAAGAACUGGAGGCGCGUCUAUAAGUCCUUGCUACUUUUGGCUUACCUCAUACGGAAUGGGUCAGAACGAGUAGUUACCAGUGCCCGAGAACACAUUUACGAUCUGCGUUCGAUGGAAAACUACCACUUCGUAGAUGAAGGUGGCAAGGACCAAGGAAUAAAUGUGCGACAGAAGGUGAAAGAAAUGGUUGAAUUUGUACAGGAUGAUGACCGUCUGCGAGAAGAGCGGAAAAAAGCCAAGAAAAACAAAGACAAAUACAUUGGGGUUUCUUCAGACAGUUCGGGAGGCUUUAGAUACAGUGACAGAUAUGAUUCAGAGCCAAGAUCCAAAUGGGAUGAUGACUGGGACAGAGGCAACAAAGGUGUUUUUCCAUUCAGUGAAAAGCUUGGAGAGAUAAGUGAUAAAAUUGGGACCACAAUUGAUGAUACGAUCAACAAGUUCAGAAAAAAAGACAAAGAUGACUCACCAGAAAGCGAUAGCGAGGAGGAGAGAAGAUCUAGAAACAAUGGCAAGAUUGGGAAAUCUGAAUACAAGGACAAUGAAGAGAUGGUGACGACCAAAUCUAUCCAUAUCACCCAAGCAACAGAGACCACGACCACCCGGCAUAAACGAUCCGGAGUACCUUCCAAAACUGUUGACCUCGGCGCUGCAGCCCAUUACACAGGAGAUAAUCCAAGUCUAGAAGAAAACUCUGCUGCAAAGGUUUCAACACCAAACUCAGUUAACAGCAAGCCAGCAAAUAACCUGGUGGAUCUACUAUUUGACACAGGAUUUGAAUCUAAUCAAAUUCCUUCUACAGGUGGGACAGGUGAACAACUUGGUGGGUUUGCAGACUUUGCCUCCGCAAAUACAACACAGAGUAACUUCCCUUUGACACCAGGCACAUCAACUGGUAGCAAUGCUGAUUUUGGUGAUUGGCGUGCGUUCAACCAAGCCCAGCCCAGUCAGGUCACUAUGGCAAGUGGGGACGUUUACAACAACAUGCAGCAUGCCCCUGUCCAACCUUCUGCAUCUUUCAUGGAAACAUAUGAUCCAAAUGCUGGCUUGCAGUCAGCCAUGACUACAUCCCAGAGCAUGAACUUUGUUAUGUCAGCUACCAACACCUUAGCCAUGACUGGUACCAGCAUGUCCAUGUCCAGAUCCCAGCCUUUGCAGAUGUUAUCUACGCCUUUGUCGAGGCCUAAUGCAAUCCCCACACACAAUAUGCAGGACAACCAGAAAGUAGCCAAGCCAUCUUUGCCUUCCACCUGGUCAGAUCCAAGUGUUAACAUCAGCUUGGAUUUUCUCACACCUGGCAUGCAAUCUCCUAAGCCCCAGCAACCAUCACUAAAUACCAUGAUGCAGCAGCAAGGCGCACAGCCACCUGUGAACCUUGUGACCCAGAACUUUUCCACCAUAUCCAUUAGCUCACCAACCAGUGUGAUGCCUCCACGACCUCCAGGAGCAUCUCAUUUGACGGCAAACAACGUGCCUGUGGGGAUGGGAAUGCAAAACGUGAUGGGGACUGGUGCUGUUGGGAUGAAUCCUAUGGGUGUUCCUCAGGGCAAUGUGAUGAACCAAGGAAUGAUGGGGAUGAACAUGGGAAUGGCUCCUGCUGGCAUGACCUUGACAGGUUCCAUGGGCAUGGUGGGUGUUCCUGCCAUGGGUAUCAGUGCCAGUAUGCAGCCCGCAAUGGUGCAAUCCAAGCAAGAUGCCUUUGCCAAUUUUGCCAACUUUAGCAAAUGAGAAAGCUGGAAAGACUCCAUUAUCUAGAUGAAGGUGUGAAGGCUGCACAAAAUAGUACUUGAAAUACAUGAAGAUAGGCUGUCUUAAAUUUUUAUAGCUGUAAAGAACAAGUUUUGUGAAGAAUAUGGCAUAUUUUGUAUUGGGAGAAAUCCAGUUGGCAAGAUCUGUGCUAUGAAAUGUGUAUGUCUGUUCUUAACAGAGGUUCUUGAAGUAAAGUCCCUUUCAUUGGCAUCUUGUUUGCGAGAUACACCUUGAAAGCCUUUUUUUAAAUCUUGUUCAAUUUUAACUUUAUUGAAAUCAAAGGCCAGACAUGGAUUAGGAAAAGCAGUUCAUAUCAACAAAUUUUGUACCUAACUGAAUGGCCUUUGAGUCGGAUUCCCACCAAAAUCAUUAAAUUCCAGACUAGAAUCAUUAAGUUUUGUUGUUCUUUACCUCUUUAUCUGGACACAAUCAUUCUCUAGCAGCUUGAUAAUCAAUAUGUGUAUAUAUCCUUUUAUGUAACAAAUGAAUGCAAACCUAUUAAAAAUAAAAAGGUCUACCUAAGGUACCAAAAAUAAUAAACCUGAUUACUGGAAUGUAAAUAGUUUGGUGAUAUGUUCCAGUCUUAAUGAAUGAAAUUAAAUCCUUUCUAUCAUGCAAAUGUCUUUAUUAAUAAUUAAUAAAUGGUGGUAGUUGCAGCUUUUAAUUUAGUUUGUUUUUCCCCUUUCUUUAAUGGUGAUGAAAUGCAGCUUAAUGAUUUAGGAUAGAAGAAGGGCAAGUCAAGUCAUUGACUUAAGCACAGAUCAUGGUCAAGUUAUUGUUCUAGUUUUUUACGAGCACACCUGCACCCAGAAACUUUUUUUAUCCCCUCAGCCACAUAAACAAGCCAGAUGCGCAAUACCCAAGACAUUCCUCUCUGCUAAGCCUGCCCUUUCUUCCAAAGUGACAUAAGGGGAAAAGUGUUUUGCAUUUCAUCCAAAAAUGUGUACACUAUCAUUUUCCUUUUUCUCUCUCUCUCGCUCUCUCUCUCUGGUUUGCGAAUAAUUCUGUUCUUGAUCACUGCUGAAUGACGACUGGUAUUUCACAAUGCAAAACAAUGUUAUCUGUUUGUCGGAUAUGAACUUCACAGAGAAGAGGCACUCAUUGCCAGUGAUGUGGUUGCUUCCCAACGAGUCAGAGGAGAAAAAAUGUUUCAAUUGUACUCAUGACCAUUCAUGUAUUAUGACAAACUAUUAAUUAAAACCUGUACUUAAAAUCUU
Molecule: messenger RNA, 3379 nt
Organism: Leucoraja erinaceus (little skate)
Lineage: Eukaryota; Metazoa; Chordata; Chondrichthyes; Rajiformes; Rajidae
Product: clathrin interactor 1-like
Biological process (GO): endocytosis
Cellular component (GO): endosome; plasma membrane; clathrin vesicle coat
Molecular function (GO): clathrin binding; phospholipid binding
Source: RefSeq, a predicted model, not a curated record